Molecule: messenger RNA, 1594 nt
Organism: Alligator mississippiensis (American alligator)
Lineage: Eukaryota; Metazoa; Chordata; Crocodylia; Alligatoridae
Product: claudin-16
Exons: 2
Coding region: 1113-1541 (142 amino acids)
Biological process (GO): cell adhesion; bicellular tight junction assembly
Cellular component (GO): plasma membrane; bicellular tight junction
Molecular function (GO): structural molecule activity
Source: RefSeq, a predicted model, not a curated record
CAGGCAGAAAGGGGGCCCCAAAAUGGUCAUUUUGAUUAUUAUUAUCAUCGUGAUCUCUGGCGAAGGGGGGCCCGAUACUAAACGCUGGCCGGGGGCUGCCAGGAGUCUAGGUACGGCGCGGCCUGGGUCCCCGGCCAUGCGUGCCCUUUGCUUCUCGGCAGGAAACAGCCGCUCCUGCUGAGGAGCUGCCAGGACUUGGCUCCGCUGCCCCGUUGUACAAGGGAGAAAACAGUUGUCAUACCAACGCCGGGCCGCGGCAACAGCAGCAGCUGGAGGCAGCUGGGGACAGUCAUGCUCGUUAAGCUGUUGACGGGGUUCCAGCAACUGGAAAUGUCACCCACCCUCCAAUCGCCGCGGGAAGGGACUUUCUGAGAAAACCUCAUUCCUGAGCCCCGGAGCUCCAGCAGCUGCUCGCGGGAGGUCCUGCCCUCUGCCGCCCGCCCGCCGCUCGGAGCAGAAAAUACCGCGGCCAGGCCCUGCUGAAGGCCGUGCAAAACGCCAUUGACUUUGGUGGGACAGGGAUCACGCGGCUUCCUGCCUCGGACAGACAUGGGACAGCCCAGGGUGGAUGUGCUUAUUGGCACGGCCAGUCCUUCAGCUUGCUAUGCAGCGUGGGUGGGUGGCGCGUGGCCCGCGGCCGGACGGAGGGGCUGUCAUCGCGCUCCAGGCACCGGCAAAGCCGCCCCAAUGGUGCUCCUCGGCUUCCUCGGGGGCAUCAGCACUCGCUCCUCGGUGCCCGCACGCCCGCCACGCGCUGCCAGCCCGCGCCGUUCAACCCCUGAUUCGCUGCCCGCCCGUCCUGUGCCUCAUCCUGGGACUUCGCUGGAGCCGAGAUGCUGAAAUACUUUACUAGAAAGCAUGUGUCUGAAACCCCUUUAUCUGGAAAAGCUUAGUCAAGUGGACUGAAGCAGUGCACGCAUUUGUAUCGAUGUCUUGAAUUGCUUUGGUCAUUUUUUUAAAUCAAAACACAAAAUUGUCACGAAAAAGGUGUCGUGUUUUUCCAAUUCCAAGUGAAGUUUUAUUUCAAAUUCAUUGCACCGUUACUUAAAAAAACCCCGACUCAUUUUAAGGCCGUAGCAACAAAUGAAAGGUUUUGUUUCACAGCAAACAAGAUGUAUAGGCUGCUCGAUCCUGCUCCCGCGAGUGCCAGGAGGAGGGCUGGUUCCCUGCCCUUGAAUAAGUUGGUUUUUCCUUUUCUUCUGCAGGAAGACGCCAAAGAUCCCCACUCGUCCGUGGGCCUGAGCUCCCGGUGCCGCGGGCUCUGGAGCGAGUGCGUGUUUGACAUCGUGGCCAGCCUCCGGACAUGCGAUAUCCCCACCUCCUAUCUCAGCAAGCACCCUGCCGUCCUGGUGACCACUCGUGCGCUGGUGAUUGUGACUGGCGUCCUGUGCGUUGGGGCGAUGCCCUCCCUCGUCAUAGGAAUGAGAUGCACUCACCUGAUGAGGAGCAACGCCCAUCACAAAUACAAAUUCACCCUUGCUGCGGGGACCCUCUUCCUUCUCGGAGGUAAAGCCAACGUCCUUACUCGCAGCCAGUCCUAGGCCUGCACCCGCCUUCCUCCAGAGCUGCUCUCUAAGGCUGCCUGAGGCCUCUA